Camellia sinensis is the source of this 5905-nucleotide messenger RNA. RefSeq lists its product as uncharacterized. The record is from RefSeq and is a predicted model, not a curated record. Lineage: Eukaryota; Viridiplantae; Streptophyta; Magnoliopsida; Ericales; Theaceae.
CAUUACAUAUUCCUAUUUAUACGACACACCAAUCAAAAAAGAAUCUCUCUAUUUUCUCUCUCUAAGUUUUUUCGAUUCAAUUUCGGGAAUUCUGUGUUUUGAAGAAGAAGAUACACAAACUAAACAAUAAUUAAGGCCAAAAAGCGAUUCAAAAAAAGCUAAUAAAUUCGUCUCUCUCUCAGACAAAAGCAAAUUUGCAAGGAAAAUUCUAUAAGGUGCAAUUCAUUGAGGUAUGGAAGAAGAGUUGCAAGCAAGUUCAGUGACACCGGUGAUGAAUGUAGUUCAAAAGACAGACAGCAAUGCUGAUUCGACUAAGAUAACCGAUGGCAACUUGAACCAAUUUUCAAAAGAAGGUAUGAAAGAAGAGGAAGAAACUGCCUUUGAGGGAGAAUUUAUAAAAGUAGAGAAGGAAUCCUUAGAUGUGAAGGAUGGUUUACGUAAUGAUGCUGAAACACCACCUGCUGUGGACGAGAAGUCUUCUGUUGAACGGAGCUCAAGCAAUUCCUCCGUUAGCAGAGAAUUUCUAGAAACCCAAGAAAAGGUGAAAGAACUUGAGCUUGAAUUGGAAAGAGUAGCCGGAGCUCUAAAGCAUUCUGAAUCUGAGAAUUCCCAGCUGAAGGAUGAAGUCUCGAUUACAAAGAAGAAGCUGGAGGAAAGUGGAAAGAGUUAUGAAGAACUCGAACUUAAUCACAAGAAACUGCAGGAACAGAUCACGGAAGCUGAGGAGAGAUACAAUCUACAGCUUAUUGGCUUGCAAGAUGCAUUGCAAGCUCAAGAUGCAAAGCACAAGGAGCUGGUCAACGUGAAGGAAGCAUUUGAAAGUCUCAGCCUUGAGCUUGAAAGCUCUAGAAAGAAGAUGCAGGAGUUUGAACAAGAGUUGCAAAUUUCCUCAGGUGAAGCAAGCAAGUUUGAGGAGUUGCAUAGGCAAAGUGGUUCGUAUGCUGAAUCUGAGACAAAAAGGGCCUUAGAGUUUGAAAGAUUGCUUGAACUGUCAAAGUCAAGUGCGAAAGAAAUGGAAGAUCAGAUGGCUUCCCUGCAGGAAGAACUCAAGAGCCUCUAUAAGAAGAUUGCUGAAAACCAGAAGGUUGAAGAAUCACUCAAGAGUACCACAGUCGAGCUUUCAAUGGUUCAAGGAGAGUUGGAGCUUUCAAAAUUACAAGUGCUGGAAAUGGAGCAGAGGCUUGCUUCAAAGGAAGCUCUUGUACAAGAACUGACCCAAGAAGUAGAUUUGAGAAAGGCUUCCGAAUGUCAGUUAAAGGAAGAUAUCUCAGCACUAGAGAAAUUGUUCUCUUCAACAAAAGAAGAUUUUCAAGUUAAGGAGUCGGAGUUGGAAGAAAUCAAAUUGAAGUUGCAGGAGGAAGUGAAUUCAAAGGAAACACAGGUUUCAAUGAUACAGGUGGAGCUGUCCAAAGUAACCGAAGAAAAAGAAUCUCUUGAAGCUGCUGUGGCUGAGCUAACCAGUAAUGCAGGUUUGAUGAAGGAGUUAUGCAAUGAUCUUGAGAUGAAGUUGCAAUUGUCUGAUGAGAACUUUUGUAAAGCAGAUUCUCUCCGGUCUCAGGCUUUGUUAAAUAUUGCUGAGCUGGAACAGAAGUUAAAAUCUCUUGAAGAGCUCCAUCACGAAUCUGGAUAUGCAGCAGCAACUGCUCAACAAAAGAAUCUUGAGCUCGAAGAUAUAAUACAAGCUUCAAAUGCAACAGCAGAAGAAGCUAAAUCGCAACUGAGAGAGCUUGAGACACAUUUUAUAGCUGCAGAGCAGAGAAAUGCUGAGCUCGAACAGCAGAUAAAUCUGGUGGAACUUAAGAGCAAUGACGCUCAAAGAGAACUGAGAGAGUUUUCUGAAAAAAUUUCUGAACUAAGUGCCACACUACAAGAGAUCGAGGAAGAAAAGAAACAGCUAAGUGGCCAAAUACAAGAAUAUGAGGAUAAGAUUACUCAUCUGGAGUCUGCCUUGAACCUGUCCUCUUCCCGCAAUUCCGAGCUGGAGCUUGGAUUGAAGAAUGUUGCUGAAAAGUGUGCUGAACAUGAGGGCCGAGCCAAUACAACACAUCAGCGCAGCCUCGAACUAGAAGAUUUAAUCCAGAUGUCUCGUUCAAAGGCAGACGAUGCGGGCAAAAAGUUAAGUGAGAUGGAACUGUUGCUCGAAGAAGAGAAAUCCAGAAUCCAGGAGCUUGAAGAACAAGUAAGCAUGUUAGAAAAGAAAUGUGGAGAUGCAGAAGCUGAAUCCAAGGAACACUUUGAUAAAAUCUCAGAAGUUAAGCUGGAACUUGAAGCAUUCCAAUCAAAAGCAUCAAACCUUGAGGUUGCGCUACAAAUGGCCAAUGAAAAGGAAAGAGCACUGACUGGUUGCUUAAAUGAAACAACAGAUGAGAAGAAAAAUUUAGAAGACGCAUUGAGAAAUUCCAGUGAGAAGCUAAGUGCCACACUGAGAGAGAUCGAGGAAGAAAAGAAACAGCUGAGUAACAAAAUACAAGAAUAUGAGGAUAAGGUAACUCAAUUGGAGUCCGCCUUGAACCAGUCCUCGUCACGCAAUUCUGAGCUGGAGCUGGAAUUGAAAAAUGUUGCAGAAAAAUGUGCUGAACAUGAGGGCCGAGCCAAUACAACACAUCAGCGCAGCCUCGAACUAGAAGAUUUAAUCCAGAUGUCUCAUUCAAAGGCAGAUGAUGCGGGCAAAAAGGUAAGCGAGAUGGAACUGCUGCUCGAAGCUGAGAAAUCCAGAAUCCAGGAGCUUGAAGAACAAAUAAGCAUGUUAGAAAAGAAAUACGGGGAUGCAGAAGCUGAACACUUCGACAAAAUCUCAGAAGUUCAAAUGGAACUUGAAGCAUUCCAUUCAAAAGCAUCAAACCUUGAGGUUGCACUACAAAUGGCCAAUGAAAAGGAAAGAGAAUUGACUGAUUGCUUAAAUGAAACGACGGAUGGGAAGAAAACUUUAGAAGAUGCAUUGAGAAAUUCUGGUGAGAAGCUGAGUGCCACACUACAAGAGAUGGAGGAAGAAAAGAACCAGCUGAGUGGCCAAAUACAAGAAUAUGAGGAGAAGAUUACUCAUCUGGAGUCUGCCUUGAACCAGUCCUCUUCACACAUUUCCGAGCUGGAGCUGGAAUUGAAGAAUGUUGCAGAAAAAUGUGCUGAACAUGAGGGCCGAGCCAAUACAACACAUCAGCGCAGCCUUGAACUAGAAGAUUUAAUCCAGAUGUCUCAUUCAAAGGCAGACAAUGCGGGCAAAAAGGUAAGUGAGAUGGAACUGCUGCUCGAAGCAGAGAAAUCAAAAAUCCAGGAGCUUGAAGAACAAAUAAGAAUGUUAGAAAAGAAAUACGGGGAUGCGGAAGUUGAACACUUUGAGAAAAUCUCAGAAGUUCAAAUGGAACUUGAAGUAUUCCAAUCAAAAGCAUCAAACCUUGAGGUUGCACUACAAAUGGCCAAUGAAAAGGAAAGAGCAUUGACUGAUUGCUUAAAUGAAACAACAGAUGGGAAGAAAAAUUUAGAAGAUGCAUUAAGAAAUUCCAGCGAGAAGCUAAGUGCCAUGCUACAAGAGAUGGAGGAAGAAAAGAAACAGCUGAGUGGCCAAAUACGAGAAUACGAGGAUAAGAUUACUCAUCUGGAGUCUGCCUUGAAGCAGUCCUCUUCACUCAUUUCCGAGCUGGAGCUGGAAUUGAAGAAUGUUGCAGAAAAAUGUGCUGAACAUGAAGGUCGAGCCACUACGACACAUCAGCGUAGCCUUGAACUAGAAGAUUUAAUCCAGAUGUCUCGUUCAAAAUCAGAUGAUGCGGACAAAAAGGUUAGUGAGAUGGAACUGUUGCUUGAAGCAGAGAAAUGCAGAAUCCAGGAGCUUGAAGAACAAAUAAGCAUGUUAGAAAAGAAAUGUGGGGAUGCAGAAGCUGAAUCCAAGGAACACUUUGAUAAAAUCUCAGAAGUUAAACUGGAACUUGAAGCAUUCCAAUCAAAAGCAUCAAACCUUGAGGUUGUGCUACAAACGGCCAAUGAAAAGGAAAGAGCAUUGACUGAUUGCUUAAAUGUAAUGACAGACGAGAAGAAAAAUUUAGAAGAUGCAGUGAGAAAUUCCAGUGAGAAGUUGGCUGAAACUGAGACCCUCCUUGAAGCUUUGCGGAAUGAAUUGGAUCUGACUCAACAGAAAUUGGGAAGCAUUGAAAAUGACUUUAAAGCUGCUGGGAUGAGGGAAAGUGAGAUUAUGGUGAAGCUGAAGUCUGCUGAAGAGCAACUAGAGCAUCUAGGUACAGUAUUAGAGCAAACUGCUGUGAGAAACUCGGAGCUUGAAUCAUUACAUGAAUCUUUAACCAGGGAUACAGAGUUGAAACUCCAAGAAGCAACUGCAAAUUUCACCACCAGAGAUUCAGAGGCUAAGUCACUCUAUGAGAAACUAAAGCUUCUUGAAAAUCAAGUAAAGGCUUAUGAGGAGCAAAUAGCCGAAGCAGCUGAAAGAUCGGCAUUUGUGAAGGAAGAAUUGGAUCAGAUUUCAAUGAAAUUUGCCUCUUCCGAGAUGACUAAUGAGGAACUCAAACGAAAGAUUUCAGAGGCAGAAGAUAAAGCUGCACAGUUUUUCUCAGAGAAUGAACUGUUAAUUGAGACAAAUACACAGCUCAAAAGCAACGUUAAUGAGCUUCAAGAAUUACUGAACUCUGCUUAUGCUGAAAAGGAAGCUGCUGCUCAGCAACUGGCUUCUCACAUGAAUACCAUUACUGAAUUAACAGAGCAGCACACAAAAGCAUCUGAACUUCUCUUGGUAGCUGAAGCCCGGAUUUCAGAGGCUGAAAGAGAGUUAGAAGCAGCCAUUCAGAAAUUUAGUCAGAGAGAUUUAGAAGCUGGAGAUUUGACUGCUAAGCUAAAUGCACUCCAAAGCCAGGUAAAAAUGUAUGAAGAACAGGCUCAUGAAGCAGUUGGUGUCGCAGAAACUCGAAAAAUUGAGCUUGAACAAACCCUAUUGAAAUUGAAGGAUUUGGAAGGCAUCAUUGAAGAGAUGCAAAACAAGUCAGGUCAAUUUGAGAAAGAGAGAGAAGGGCUGGCUGACUUGAAUUUAAAGCUUACUCAGGAGCUGGCCACAUAUGAGUCCAAAUUAAAGGAUCUACAAGGCACAACUGUUGCUGAGAAGGAUGAAACACUGGAACAGCUUUCAUCUUCAAAGAAAUUGAUAGAAAGUUUGACCGAGCAGCUUACGCUUGAAGAGGAGAAAGUACAAUCUCAGAGAGAAGCAGAUUCUCAAAAGGACUUUGAAAGAGAAGCUGCUUUGAAGCAUUCCUUUGAAGAGCUUGAAGCUAAGAACAAAGUGGUCAUACUUCUAGAAGAGCAAGUGAAAGUGCUUGAGCAGAAAUUGCAGCUAGCUGAGACUAAAUCCAAAGAAAAGAAUGAUGGUGGAGGCAGUCCAAUUGAAUUGAAAUCUAGAGAUAUUGGAUCAACAAUUUCAACUCCAUCAAAACGGAAGAGUAAGAAAAAACUAGAAGCUGCAUCUGCAGAAAUACCGUCCUCGGGGACCCAUACUCAAUCCACUGAGGGUUCUCCCAUCAUGACCUUGAAGUUCAUGUUAGGCGUGGCCCUGGUGUCCGUGAUCAUUGGCAUAAUUCUUGGGAAACGGUAUUAGUAAUGGAUUCCAAGAUUUUAGUUUUGCCUAUAUUUUGUUUUUUGUUUUGUAUUUUUUUCAUUUUUUAUGGUUUAUUUCAUGCACAGCAGAUUGGAAAGUUUUGUCAGUAUGCUUGUUGAGUUCAGGGUUUGAAGUUGGUCAGGGAAUUUGUUUUUCAUUUCAAUCCCUAGCCUGUUUGCAAAGGAAAAAAACAGUAGAUUCAUGUAAUCAUUUUAUGUUUGUAUUUAGUGUUUGAUUGUUUUUGUUGUAAUGUCUUUAGGUAGCUUUUGGUAGUAACUUUGUAAUUUCAUUGAAAAGUUUCUGUGCUAGAACUUAGAA